UACCUGUGUGUGCAAAAGUGCUAUUAUGUUAUUAUAGAAGUUAUAAUUUUAAGAAAAUUGCAUCCGAAUAUGUACCGUCCACGUGCAAGGGAAUGUUUUAUAUUUUUUGCAGUAGUAUUUGGUGUAUACUAUUUCCUCUAUUAUAAUGAAGAAAAAAGUACAUAUUUUAUUCUGGAAGAAGAUGAUCAGGUUCAUUCUCCGGUCCAACAAGAAAUAAAAUACUGGAUCAAUACCUCCCAAUGUAGAAUACCAAAAACCAAUCCAUACAGCGAAGAUAUUAUUGACUUUGUUUCUAAAGAACCGUAUGAAAAAUGUUCGAAUAAAACUUUGCUAUCUUACAUUAACAAAACAAAUGGCAUUGUUACUUUACAUUUCAACCGAAGCGCACAAAGUGAAUAUAGUUAUUUAAGCAUAAAAUGCUGCUAUUCAAAUAUUACUAGGAUUAAUUAUGAAACAAAGAAAGAUACCGAAGUUAAGCUGACGGAUUGCGUUCCAUUCGAAGACUCAGUAGAAAUAAAUUAUCCUUACGUUAGUGUAAACUGUUCGACAAUUUUCAGUGAAGUAUACAGCAAUGUUCACGCUACCACUUUUUCAAUCUCUAAAGAACCUAAGAAACCUGACGGAAAACCAAAAUUUAGCAUUAUGAUGCUUGGAAUAGACAGCGUGUCAAAAUCUAAUAUAGUACGUACCAUGCCAGAGUGCUUCAAAUGGGCCGAAAGGAACAUGAUUAACCUAAAGGGCUAUAACAAGAUCGGUGACAAUACAUUUCCUAACUUGAUGGCAAUACUAACUGGGUAUAAUGUAGACCAGUUAUCUAAAACUUGUACCCGUCACAUGAAACAGAACCCUUGCGGGUUUAUCUGGGACAAAUUUAAAGAAUCUCAAUACAUAACUGGAUAUGCAGAGGACGAUUGCAAUAUUAACACGUUCCAUUAUGACCGUCCAGGAUUUUUAGAAGAACCCACAGAUUAUUAUUAUCGUCCUUAUUUUUUAGCAGCAGAAACUUUACAUGGUACUCUAUUGAGAAGGAAUAUGAUCUAUUGUGCUGGUCCAGAAACUUCUGGAGAAAGAAUACAAAAUGCAGCUAAAGAUUUCGCUGUUACAUUUAAGGAUGUUCCAUCUUUUGGACUGUUUUGGAGUAACAGUUAUAGUCAUGAUAAUAUCAAUAUGCCAAGUGCUAUGGAUAAGAAGAUGUUGGAACUACUGUCUAGCACUGAAUUUCUCGAAGCAUUAAAUAAUACCAUUUUAAUAUUUUUUAGUGAUCAUGGUUUCCGAUUUGGUGGUAUUAGAUUCACCCAUACAGGAUGGGUGGAAGAAAGGCUUCCUUUUAUAUAUUUCAGAUUUCCAGAUCUCUUUAAACAGACUUAUGCAGAAGAAUACAACAAUUUCAUAACAAACACAAAUCGAUUGACAUCACCCUAUGAUAUCCACAAUACUUUCCAAAGCAUAUUGAACAUUGGUAAUGAUUCUUACGUACCAUCGUGGAGUCAAGGAUGUUCCAGCUGUCAGAGUUUGUUCGCUGAAAUUCCAGAAAAUAGAACAUGUAAAGAUGCAGGUAUUAGUCAACAUUGGUGUACUUGCCAAGGACACACAUACAUCAAACAAGAUCAUCCCAAAGUAAUAGAAGUAUCAAAAUUUAUUGUAAAUGAAACCAACAACAUUCUACUUACAACUGAGGGGGGUUCAUUAUGCGCAGAAUAUAAUUUAAAUAAAGUAAUUAUCUCUGGAAUGUCUGAACCAUAUUGGAAUGAAAAUAAAAAAUACGUCCAUUUCUUUUUAGUGAUGCUGGAAACCAGCCCUGAGGCUAGCUUUGAAGCUACCGUCGAAGCUUCAUAUGAGGAAAUAAAUAAUAAUAUUUCUACAACUCAGAUAAAUAACAGUUUUAGGCUGUUAGGUGAUAUUAGUAGAAUAGAUAGAUACGGGCCUGUAACAGAUUGUAUUACAGAUAAUGCUUAUCUAAAGAAAUACUGCUACUGUCGUGAUAUAUUGUCUUCUACUUCUUCUUCCACUUCUACUUCUUCUACUCCUGCUCCUUCGACUUCUACUUCUUCUUCCACUUCUACUUCGUCUACUCCUACUCCUUCUACUUCUACUUUUUCUACCUCUUCUACUUCUUCUACUUCUUCUACUUCUUCUACUUCUUCUCCUUCUUCUACUUCUCCUACUUCUUCUACAUCUUCUACGCCUUCUUCUUCUUCUUCUUCUUCUACUUCUUCCACUUCUGAUACUUCUUCUACUUCUCAUACUUCUUCUACAUCUACUUCUCCUACUUCUUCUUCGUAAGCAAUUCUGCUUGUUCAUUGAGAGAAUGGCGAAGCCUGUCAUAUCUUUUGCGCGGUGGUCCGAUACUUCUUCUACGGACUGGUGAAUCUCUUGCUAUUUUGACUACAUGCUCUUUUCCCAUACUGCUUAUGUGUUUGUUCCAUUGUGUUUUCUGUUUUGUGUCCAUUUCGUUAUACACUGUAUGUUACCUUUUCUUUUAAUCUCUUACUCCCCUUUCGAUCUCGCCGCGUAAUUCUUCUCAUUACGCUUAUCUAUCGAUGGCUUAGUGUGAAACCCUUGUAUCUUAUUUUUUUUUCGAAAAUGACAUUUUGGUGGUUUUAGUUUGAAAACCUUGUAUCUCACGAUUUACAACUGUUAGAAAAAAUCCAAAUACACUAGACUAUUUUCUACAACCAAAAAAAGAUACAACGUAUAUCAAUUGCUCUCUUGAUUUAGUGUGAAUACCACGUAUAUUUAUAACCAAGACCUUGGUACUUAAUUUGGAGUAUUUGUUUGACAGAUUCGACUUGGAGAAAUGUUUUUUGUGAACAGUAAAAGGUAGUCCUGCAUACAGAAACAUUUUAUGAACCUUAAAUCAAAAGAUUUGUACUGUAUCAACCUAGUAUUUGGAGGUGUGCAAUAAGCUAUGAAAAAUGAAAACUUCGUAAAUAAUAAUAAACACAACCUCAUUUAAGAUGAAAAACACGUAUAUCAAGAUAUACGAGGUUAUCAUAGUCACUUGGGCAAAGGCUCUAUAUACUGCAAGGAUAUUUACGUGUUUUUCAUAGUUAUAAUUUGUAUUAUCAAUUUAAUAGCAACAUUUAACACUUUUAGCUCUAGGCCAAUAUCAGAUAUUUGUCUCAAUGUGCUCGAAUUAAAAAUAUGUAACGGUAAUUUUUGUUUUUAGAUUAUAUUAUGCAAAAAAUCAGUUUUUUGUCUCUCCUGUAAAAUUGUAAUUUAAUGAGAUACGAGGUUUUCACACUAAGCCAUCGCUAUGCGGUUUCCAGUAGCCUUUGUGUAGUGGCUGUGUCACUUCAGUUCUUUGUCCAGCUCUCUAUAGCUGAAGAGUGUAGUUCCAAGUUAUUUUAGUUCCAUUACUUUUUCAAUAUUGAUGCCAUCGAUUUCUAUCUUACAUCUGAUUGGUUCUUUACUGAAAACUAUUAUUUUAGUUUUCUGAGUUGAAAUUGUCAUAUUAUUGUUUUGCUCUUAUGUUAAAUCUGUGGAAUAGUCUUUGUAGACUCUCCUCAUCUUGGGCUAUCAAUAUUGCGUCGUCUGCGUCUAGUCGAGACGUUGAGAGGUGACUCAAAUUUUUUUGCAGAAAUUGCUUGAAAAUAAAUCAAAUAAUAAUAUUUGAGUUAUCCUCCCUCUCAA
Messenger RNA from Diabrotica virgifera virgifera (western corn rootworm), 3633 nucleotides. RefSeq lists its product as uncharacterized. NCBI's taxonomy places the organism in Eukaryota, Metazoa, Arthropoda, Insecta, Coleoptera, Chrysomelidae. The coding region runs from base 70 to 2283 and encodes 737 amino acids. The transcript has 4 exons. The record is from RefSeq and is a predicted model, not a curated record.